AUGAAGAAAGUCUGUCCCCAGAAGAAUCAAGGGAACGCAAAAUAAUGACCCUGCUUUUGAAAAUAAAAAAUGGUACUCCCCCCAUGCGAAAGUCUGCUCUGCGACAGAUUACUGACAAGGCUAGAGAAUUUGGCGCAGGCCCACUAUUCAAACAGAUCUUACCUCUUCUAAUGUCGCCCACACUUGAGGACCAGGAGCGCCAUCUUCUCGUCAAGGUUAUCGAUCGAAUCCUAUAUAAACUUGACGAUUUGGUUCGUCCCUAUGUACAUAAAAUCCUUGUCGUUAUCGAGCCACUGCUCAUCGAUGAAGAUUACUAUGCUCGUGUCGAGGGUCGUGAAAUUAUUUCCAACUUGGCUAAAGCUGCGGGUUUGGCCACAAUGAUUUCAACAAUGCGCCCUGAUAUCGAUAACAUGGAUGAGUACGUGCGUAAUACCACUGCCAGAGCGUUUGCUGUAGUUGCCUCAGCAUUGGGAAUUCCAAGUCUUUUGCCCUUCCUGAAGGCCGUCUGCAAAUCAAAGAAAUCCUGGCAGGCACGUCAUACCGGAAUCAAAAUCGUUCAGCAGAUUUCCAUAUUGAUGGGAUGUGCCAUUCUUCCUCACUUGCGAAGCCUUGUAGAAAUUAUCGAGCAUGGCCUUGUUGAUGAACAACAAAAAGUUCGAACCAUUACUGCCUUAGCCCUAGCUGCUUUAGCUGAAGCUGCGACUCCUUAUGGUAUUGAAUCCUUCGAUUCUGUGCUCAAGCCACUUUGGAAGGGUAUUCGCACUCAUCGAGGAAAAGGUUUGGCCGCAUUUCUGAAGGCUAUUGGCUAUUUGAUCCCACUCAUGGAUGCCGAAUAUGCUAAUUAUUACACUCGGGAAGUUAUGCUUAUCUUAAUUCGAGAAUUUCAGUCUCCUGAUGAGGAAAUGAAAAAAAUUGUUCUUAAAGUUGUCAAACAAUGUUGCGCCACUGAGGGUGUUGAACCUGAUUAUAUUAAAUCUGAAAUUCUACCCCCAUUUUUCCGCUGCUUUUGGAAUCAACGUAUGGCUCUCGAUAGGCGUAACUAUCGUCAGACUUAUUAUUAA
This is a messenger RNA of Protopolystoma xenopodis, 1061 nucleotides long. Lineage: Eukaryota; Metazoa; Platyhelminthes; Monogenea; Polystomatidea; Polystomatidae. The record is from the annotation of a GenBank genome assembly.